Molecule: messenger RNA, 3204 nt
Organism: Brassica napus (rape)
Lineage: Eukaryota; Viridiplantae; Streptophyta; Magnoliopsida; Brassicales; Brassicaceae
Product: ubiquitin-conjugating enzyme 15-like
Exons: 6
Coding region: 2586-3071 (161 amino acids)
Source: RefSeq, a predicted model, not a curated record
ACUCACAGACAUAUCAAUAUUCGAGUUCAUUCUAAAUUCACUAACGGGGAAGAUAAGGUGAAAAUCAUACGCAUUUGAAAAUAAUAAUUUUAUGUUGCUGGUGGUCUAUAUAACUAUUAAAAUGGUUCUCAUUGAUUCUAACUUGAGUUUUCAUUUUGACAUAAAACAAUAUAGAUUAAGUAUGCUUCUCAUCAACUAAAUACCAUAAAUAUAACUGAAUUAUAAAUCAAUCUAUUCAAAUAUUAACGUCUAUGACUGAUGGGAUGCAUGUUCGACAUCCCUUUUUUAUUAUUUGAGGAGCAUUUUAAACAGUUAACCUUAUCACCAUGUGUGAUUAACAAAAAUGUCAUUUCCUAUGUGUCAUCAUGAGAAUCAUUCUUGAUUCUCAUAGCCUUUGUUAAAUAACAUUUUCUUGCCUAGACAAAUUACAUAAAAUGCAAUUGCUCAUUAAAAUUUAGUAAUAUGAAGAGAUUAUAUUACUAAACUAUAUGAGAAGAAGCCAUGUAUAACAUGAAACAUUUCAUGGUAUAACUACUCAUUGCAAUGUAUUUUAAUAAUUAUCGAACAAAACACAUAUAGCCACAAAAUGAACGGCAAAAUAUAGUUAUUUAUAUUCUUAGCAUAAUAUUAGUGGAUUGAGCAAUGUAUAUGCUUCAUUAUUUUACAAAUUCUUAGCAUAAUAUUAGUGGAUUCUUCGAUGUGUAUGCUACUCCCUCCGUUUCACUUUAUUUGUUGCUUUAGGUUUACGAACACAAAUUAAGAAAACAUUUAAUUUUGCAUAUUUCCAAAAUAAAAACAUUAUUACCUAUACACUUAACCAUGUUUCAACCAAUAGAAAAAUAAAAUAGAAAAUAUUAUUAUUAAAUUUUGCAUUGAAAACAUAAAACGACACUUAAAAUAAAACAAAGCUUUAACUCUAAAAUGACAAAUAAUAUGACAUGGAGGGAGUAUAUUAUUUCAUAGAAGUUAUCAUACAUUAUGUUUUUUUAAUUAAAAACUGAUGGGGUUUUGACUAUAUACAUAUGAUUCAUGUUUUUAUAAGAUUCACGUUCUUUAGGAUUCAUAAAUGAUACAUGACAGUUUUUUGGGACUGGGAAAUAUAAAUUAUUCAUAAUUAUGUUCUUCUAUAAAACUUUCUUACGUGAUAUUUAUUUUGAUUAAUAUUUUUGGAUUUUUAUGGGAUACAUGACAUUUAUUUUGGGAAUUUAUUUUGGGAAUCAUCAAUAUAAACGGUUUUAUAUUGUAAAAUCAAAAUGUCGAGAAUUAUGGAAUAUCUUGCGUGAUUGUAAAAUACAUCCAAAACGGAAUUCCAUAUUAAUUGUUUUUUUCAAUCCCUUAACUUUUGCAACAAGACUUUUAGAUUUCUAAAUUAUCUUAAAUGGUGACAGACAUUAAAUUUGGAAAUUUAUAUUAUUAUUUUUUCAAUAAAGUUUAAAGUCAAAUAUCAUUUUAUAGAUUUCCUUUAUUUUCUCCCCUUGCAUAUAAUACUUUCUAUAAUUCUCUGAAAACCUACGAUUAUAAUGUUAUACGAAAUUAAUAGGAUUGUCUGAUAUUUAUAUUCACAAGUGUUAGGGUUUUGACUAUAUAUACGAUUCAUAUUGUUAUAAUAUUUUCUUUACGAUUCAUGAAUGAUAGAUGACAUUUUUUAGGGACUGGAAUAAAUAAAUGAUUUAUAAUUAUGUUCUUCUAUAAUUAUUAGGUUUGUGACAUUUAUUUUGGUUGAUACUUAGAGACAAUUAUAUAUGUGAAUAAAAUUUAUUUUCGGAGUGGACAAUAUAAACUGUUUUAUAUUGUCAAAUCAAAAUGUCAUAUAUAAAAAAAUUUAUAAGCAAUUCCACAAAAUACAUUCAAAUGGUGACAGACAUUAAAUUUGCAAAUUUUUUAAUUCUUUCCGAUUUUUUUUAAAUAUCAUUUUUAAUGUAGAAUUCUUUAAUGUUCGCCUAUGCAUAUAAUACUUUCUAUUUUUGAAAGUAUUUUAAAUGACUAGCAUUUAAUAUGACUAUCGCCUUUAUCUCGUGCCAGACUUUUUAGUAAAAAUAUUUUUUUUAAAAUAAAAGAUAUAUUAAAAGAGGUCAAUGUGUAUUUUGAGUCAUAAUCGAUAUUAAGGUUCAACAGUAGGCCUCUUUUACAAAUUUGAGUCUUAAUCAGCCCACUAAAUUUGUAAAUUCAUAUUAUUUACUUCUUUUUCUUUUUUUUCAACCUAAUAUUAUUUACUUCAAUUUAUUUUUAUUCUUUUACAAUUUUAUGUACUCCAGAACCGGUAUAAUUUUAAUAAAAUAUAACGUUACAAGUUUGAUCGCUAUUGAAAUUUCCUUAAAGAGAACAUAAUUGUCUUUAACUUUCCCUCAAACAUUUUCCCAACUUAAUUGUGAUUUUUAAGCAAUUUGAACUUUAUAUCCGAAAUUACAUGAUUAAAUAAUGUAAUAACAUAAUUUUAUUUAACAUAAUAUUAUAUUCAUUUUAUUUUAUGUUAUGGUUCAAUUAUUAUAUAUAUUUUCAUUCAUAGAAAAAACGGUGAAAGAGUAAAGGAGCCCAGACACAGGACACACUUUGGUUCUCUCUCUCUCUCCCCGUCUCUCUACGCCAUGACCAGCUCUUCCGCUCCUUCACGCAAGGCGUUAAGCAAGAUCGCGUGUAAUAGGUUGCAGAAAGAGCUUACGGAGUGGCAAGUAAAUCCCCCCACUGGAUUCAGGCACAAAGUUAACGAUAAUCUUCAAAAAUGGAAAAUCGAUGUGACCGGAGCUCCAGGGAUGCUCUACGAGAACGAGACUUAUCAGCUUCAGGUUGAAUUUCCCGUUAAUUACCCUAUGGAAGCGCCGCAGGUAGUUUUUGUUCCUCCGGGACCGUUACAUCCACAUAUUUACAGCAAUGGGCAUAUUUGUUUAGAUAUUCUAUAUGACUCGUGGUCACCAGCAAUGACUGUGAGUUCAGUCUGCAUCAGCAUUCUCUCCAUGCUAUCAAGUUCACCUGCAAAGGAGCGCCCAGCAGACAAUGAUCGUUAUGUGAAGAACUGUAAAAAUGGGAGAUCUCCUAAGGAGACGAGGUGGUGGUUUCAUGACGACAAGGUUUAAUGCAACGACCAGUAUCUAAAGACGCCCUUUAUUUGUAAUAUGAUUAUGACAUUUGAGAAUGUCGAAUCGUCCUGACACAUCCUAUUAUCUCAUCUUUGUCACUUUUAUCCUAUGAGAAUGUCGAAGUUUAACA